AUGAAGGCCAUCGGCGCCCAACAAUGGCUCACAGAACUGCCGCAGCAGUUUGUCUUCCCCGCGAAACAACGCCUCGUUUCGCAUCAAUUCCAAUCACAGCUGAACCAGCAUUUCUUGAACCAACGUCUCUGUGAGACACAAUCUGCCAUGGCCAGCCAUGCUUGGAACGUAUGUCCACCACUGCCGCUAUCUCCUCGUGCUGAUAUCGACGGCGCCCGGGAUAUUCUCAAGUUCGAGGGCGGCCCCCCUUUGGACCAUGUUGACGGAUUCGCCGCUGUUGAGGAUGGCUUCCGUACGUCAGGACCGCAUCAGAGCCCUUGGGACGUCGUGCCAUCUCAUAUACCCUCGCACCAGCCCGACCAGGCCUCAGGACUGAACAGUGAUCACGACGUCGUCUCGACUAGCAGCACUCUACAGUCGAGCCUCGUCUCGCACAGUGGUAACAGCAUCAACGAUGCGGCAGACAUCUGGUCAUUCCUUUUUGAGAACCAGGCCUUCAUGAAUGCUCAUCCUCCAUCCCACACCUCAUCGUCUGGGCCAACUCAGAUCAGUCAAGAUCAAUGCUCCGAAGUCGCCGUACCCUCGAAUAUGCCUUCACCUUACUCACCAAGCUUUGGAACCCAGACGGGCAACAUCACUUCUUAUAACAAGGCUUGGAUGGGGUCACCGUCGGCCGCGCCACAAAACCCCUAUAACCAUUCAUGGGAGCUGGUCAACCAGAUCAAUCAGUACUCGCAAGCCUUCGAUCAUCCACAGCCUGGCCUCGCCACAAAAUACCAUGGUCUUCCGUUCAAACCAGCUACGUCCGCCCCGGAGCCACAGCCAUCCACCGAGACAGAAGCUACCAAGAAGCCUUCUCUCAAGGGUCCAUGGUUCGACGACGUCAACCCAAGAUGGCCUGACUAUGCGGCAAUCGGGAUGAGCUUCUCGAGUGACAGCGAGAUAGCAUCCCCGGUCUCUCCCAAGAGCCGCGGCGUUGAGCGAGCUAUGCUCGACAAGAAGAGCUUCUGGAGCAACAGGCUCAGCAGCACAGACUCCACCAGCGCCAUACCCAUGCCGAUGCUAACCCACUCGCAAGCCUCGCCCGCCUCUGACUGGAACGAUCUGUCGAGCAGCCAUCCGGGAGAGCAGAAAGCGCCAACCAUCGAGAGCAACGUGGGCUGCCCUCAACGCACCCUGCGUUCCCACACACAGAACUGCCUCGCCACCGUGCCACCUCAGACGACAAUGACGACGGUGGACGACGACGAGGAGUGGCCGGCGUCUCCGCAACACAAGAACAACGGCAAGAAGGCCCGGAAGGACGAUCUGCUGGUGCAAUGGAAGAAGGCGGGAAUGUCGUAUCGGCAGAUCAGGGAGAAGGGUGGAUUCACCGAGGCCGAGUCAACGCUCAGGGGCCGCUACCGGACGCUGACCAAGAGGCGCGAGGAGCGGGUGCGCAAGCCGCUGUGGACGCAGACGGACGUGCGGCUGCUGCGCGAGGCGGCGCUGCUAUACUCAGGGACCGAGGCCGAGGAGCUGGAGAUGGACGUCGACGCGAACAAGGUGCCGUGGAAGAAGGUGGCGGACUACAUCUGGGAGAACGGCGGGUCGUACCACUUUGGCAACGCGACGUGCAAGAAGCGCUGGCUGAAGAUCCAGGGGAUGCUGUGA
Molecule: messenger RNA, 1653 nt
Organism: Lasiodiplodia theobromae
Lineage: Eukaryota; Fungi; Ascomycota; Dothideomycetes; Botryosphaeriales; Botryosphaeriaceae
Exons: 2
Coding region: 1-1653 (550 amino acids)
Source: RefSeq, a predicted model, not a curated record